Messenger RNA from Zygotorulaspora mrakii, 765 nucleotides. It is a transcript of the gene SHU2, whose product is annotated as Shu2p. Bases 1 to 765 code for a protein of 254 amino acids. The record is from RefSeq and is a predicted model, not a curated record. The transcript has a single exon. Lineage: Eukaryota; Fungi; Ascomycota; Saccharomycetes; Saccharomycetales; Saccharomycetaceae.
AUGGCUGGGGGGCAGUCCAUGAAUUACAGUAAGCUUUUCAGUCGAUUAAUAAACAAAAAUGGUCAGAUGGACGACACCAUUGCAUCCUUUCUAUACUAUAUGUUCCCAAAGGAGAUGUUUGUACGGGCUUUGUCACUCAUCGAGUCUAGUAACAUGUUUAUAUAUGCAUUCGAUAUCCAGGAAGUGAAUUCCAGGGCAAUGGAGCCCUCCGAUUCUGCAAGUACAAAUCCUGACGAAUCUGUUCGACAGAAUAGUUCGGAAUCAACGUCUUUUGUUCCGGCAAACAAGCCCAGUUCACCACAUUCAGCUACAACGCACGUACUGGUAGCCCCUAUAUAUGAGAACGACUCUGAGCUUCUAUAUCGUCUGAUUGUGAAGGCUGAUAGUGACACAGAUCCCUCAGUUUACGUCGAUUUGACCAAUUGGUUUUGCUCAUGUGAAGAAUUCGCGAAUGGCUUCCUAGAGCAUGGCCUCAACGGCACUUCUAAGGAAGAUGACAUUGCACAGAGGCUAACAAGAGAAGUUACUGAGUUGCAAGACUUCUCAGAUGAUCGGUUCGCUCAAUUGGACGCACAUAGCCUCUCAAAGCAGCGCUACUUCCAUCAUGAUAAAGUUAUGUGCCCCCAUCUUCUGGCAUUUUCGAUACUUCUAAGAUCGUCACCGUCAGUGCUCCAGUAUUUUGCAGUAAACAAGGGCCAAGUUCUACUGAUACCGAUAACCAAUAUGGAUGAAUGGUUGAAGCUACACAUUAACAUUGUGGCUUGA